This is a messenger RNA of Sipha flava (yellow sugarcane aphid), 3340 nucleotides long. It is a transcript of the gene Esyt2, whose product is annotated as extended synaptotagmin-2. Bases 432 to 2942 code for a protein of 836 amino acids. The transcript has 17 exons. Gene Ontology annotation, molecular function: lipid binding. Gene Ontology annotation, biological process: lipid transport. The record is from RefSeq and is a predicted model, not a curated record. NCBI's taxonomy places the organism in Eukaryota, Metazoa, Arthropoda, Insecta, Hemiptera, Aphididae.
GAUAAAGCUCCUGGGCGAUAACCAUAACAAUUGGUCGCGCUGUCGAUAACGACGACGUAAUGAGACCUCGUCGAACGGCCGUCGGUCGUACGGACAUUGUUGUAACUGUUCGCGACGGGCCUCGUGUGUGAAUAACAUUAACGGUGCGUUUACGCGUCUCGUUCGCAGGGCCUCGUCGUAGCUGCCGACCCGCCGCCGCCGCCGUGCCACCUCCUACCACACCGUCGAACGCCAUGAUGUCAUCGCCGUUGUUGUCCUCGGUACAACAGUGAAUUUUUUUUUACGGUGCUAGCAAAACACUGAAACAGUGUUUGUUUAUCCGUCGCCGACGCUCGUCGUGUGCGCCGCAGUUUUUCGAUUUCCGUUCAUAUUUGGCGUCUCCCCGCUUCGAAGUAGUUCGCCCCAAAGGUCCUACCGUCCCUUCUGUUGCGAUGGCGGACCAACAGCCUCAGGAAUCCGUGUCCACUACCGAAACCGCACCCGUCACCGCCGCUACCACCACCGCUGUAGAUAAUGAAAGUUCCGACGUUCUUCCGGUGACAGACGAUGUGGUGGAAAAAUCUACCUUUCUCCAGUCCGUUACCACCGUUGUUUUCAGUUUGGCCACCACAGCUCUGGUGUACGCGCUCGGAUACUGGCGUAUAGCCUCGGCCAGCACAUGGGUGGUGUUGCCGCUGAUGGCUUGUGUUCAGGUCGUUCGUGAUCGAUGGCGACAGGCCGGUCGGGUGAGACGCAGAAGAGCCCAAUUGUUUGCAACUUCUGAUGAAAAGGACCUGAUCGCCGCUAAUGUAUCUGAGCUUCCGUCUUGGGUAUUCUUCCCAGACAUCCAUCGUGCUGAAUGGCUCAAUCAAAUUCUCAAGCAAAUGUGGCCAUUAAUAAGUGUCUAUGCUCAAAAUACUAUCAAAAAGUCUGUAGAACCUAUGGUUGCUGAAAGUUUACGUGAAUACAAAAUCAACAAUUUUGCAUUCGACAAAUUACGCUUGGGAUCAAUAGCGCCCAAAAUUGGAGGUGUUAAAGUAUAUGAUAAAGUAUCACGUGAUCAAAUCAUGUUAGACAUUGAUGUCAUAUUUGCCAGUGAUUGUGAUAUUUCAUUCUUUGUGAGUGGAAUUCCCUGUGGCAUCAAGGACUUUCAAAUGCGUGGUAUGAUGAGAAUAGUAAUGAGACCACUACUUACCGUUUCACCUCUAGUGGGUGGAAUGCAGAUAUUUUUUCUAAAUCAACCAGACAUUGAUUAUGAUUUGAUGGGUGUUGCUGAUGUACUGGACAUGCCUGGACUUAAUGAUGUCUUAAGAAAAGUAAUUUCUCAACAAGUAGCUGCUACAAUGGUCUUGCCCAAUAAAUUGCCUAUAGUGCUGAGUAAUGAAAUUGCUACACAUAUAGUGAAGCUACCUGAGCCGGAGGGAGUCCUACGUGUUCACAUUGUUCAAGCCAAAAAUUUAGUGGCUAAAGACAUGAAGUUAAUAGGAAAAGGAAAAUCAGAUCCAUAUGUCACAGUCACAUUAGGUGCACAACAAUUUAAAACACCUACCAUAAACAAUGACCUGAAUCCUAAAUGGGAUUAUUGGUGUGAGUUUGCAUCUUUUUCGCCCAGAGGACAGGUUUUAAAGCUCAAACUUUAUGAUGAAGAUGAUAUGGUUGGCAAAAAGCAUUCAAAUCUAGGAAGAGCUACAUUACAAGUUGGCAGUGUUGCUAAAAUUGGUGAAGUGGACAAGUGGAUCAAUUUAGAAGAUACCAAACAUGGCAUGAUACAUGUGCGCUUGCAAUGGUUAGAAUUGACUUUAGAUAAAAAUGCAUUGAAAAGGGCAUUGACUGAAACUCAAGAAUUGCGAAUAACCAAUAUGAGUUCAGCUAUUGUGAUGGUGUACAUAGAUUCAGCAAUCAAUUUACCAAAUGCUCGAGCCCAAAGCAAACCGGAUCCAUUUGUUCGAGUUACAGUUGGGCAAACUUCUCAAGUGACUGUAGGAAAGUUGCGAACUGAAAGACCUGUCUAUGAACAGGGAUUCACAUUCUUAGUGAGCAAUCCUGAAACAGAUUCCAUCGAGUUUAAGGUUAUAGAUCAAAAGACUAACACUCAAUUAGGAUUAUAUGUUUAUGAAUUGUCAAAACUGUUGUUUGCAAAUAAGAUGCAAGUAGAACCUCAACCUUAUGAUUUGAUAAUUGAUAGUAAGAAUCAACAUCAUGAAAGCAAACUACUGUUUUGUUUGCAGCUCAAGUUCCUGAAAAAAAUGCCUAAAUUGGUUGAUAUCACGGACGGUGAAGAUAUUGUGACUAAACCAUUGUCAAGACAGACUUCUGUGCAGUCAAAUAAGUCUGUGAAUAGUGCUAUAACUACAGUUGAUGUAUCUGAGAAUCAAUCAUCACCUGUAAAUGUAUCAACUCCUACAGAAGCAAUGAGUAGGACGCCAUCAAUAAAAAGAGACUCAAUGAUAUCUCGUGGUUCCACUAGUGGUGCUGGUGAUCAAGAACCACUUAUUGAACAAACAGAAACAACUGAAUUGCUAUGUGAAUCACCUGAACCUUGUGGCACUGGAACCCUAGGCAGCAUAAAAAUAACUUUAGCAUUCUCAGUCACUAGACAACGUCUCAAUGUUACCAUACACAAAGUCGUAAAUUUACCUAUUAAAGAACCUUCGAACAUCCCUGAUCCAUAUGUCAAGCUGUACAUAUUACCCAAAAAAGAUAACAGUAAUACCAAACGUAAAACUGAAGCAUACAAAGACAAUUGCAACCCUGUGUACGAAGAAACUUUUGAGUAUAUUAUGGGUAUUGCAGAAUUAAACAGCAAACAAUUGGAGAUAACCGUUUUGACUAAGAAGACAUGGCAUAGCCCUGUCUUGGGUCAAGUGAUAUUGAACAUCAGUGAUUACAUCAAUGUCAAUAAUGUCAACUACACUGGAUGGUUCGACUUACAAAAUGAAAUUAAAGACAACACUGUUGCCUAAUAUUAGGAUUAUUACUAAAAGCAUACAUUUAAUCAAAAUUACCUGUGCUUAAUUAUUAAUGUUUAUUAUCUUACAAGUGUAAGAGUAAAUGACUAUUUUUGAUCAUAAUAUGAUAAAUUAUAUUAUGUUAUUGUGCUUUUUUUAUUCUUUUUCAUUGUUAAAUUUAUUUUAUUUUAUUUUAUUUUAUUAUUAUUAUUACUAUUAUUUUUAAAUUGCUAUUACUUAAUUGAGAAAAAUUCUACCGCGGACAAGUAUUAUAUUAUGUUAAACACAUUAAUUUACACUUAUAUUUACAGCUUUUCCUCGAUCAAAUUUACAAAUGUCGUCCUUUUGAUGUUGCUAUACAUUAUGAAAUUUUAUUUCCAUAGAAUAAUAUUCUACAUAUGUGUGUGCUGAUA